Molecule: messenger RNA, 1762 nt
Organism: Physeter macrocephalus (sperm whale)
Lineage: Eukaryota; Metazoa; Chordata; Mammalia; Artiodactyla; Physeteridae
Gene: SLC35C1
Product: solute carrier family 35 member C1
Exons: 3
Coding region: 470-1588 (372 amino acids)
Biological process (GO): GDP-fucose import into Golgi lumen; protein O-linked glycosylation via fucose
Cellular component (GO): Golgi apparatus
Molecular function (GO): antiporter activity; GDP-fucose transmembrane transporter activity
Source: RefSeq, a predicted model, not a curated record
UUAAAAAUUGCCUAUCUUGUUUUAUCUAUCAACCUUUGGGGAUAUUUGGGGGGGGUGAGUAUUCUGAGUAUUUCGAAGCAAAUCUCAGACAUCUCACCCAUAAAUCAAAUGGUACUAAUUAAAUGGUAUUUGACAUCCUACACACAAAUAGUCGUCUCUACUUUCAACCAUAUCAGCUAGGGUUUUGAGCAAGGAGGUUGAGACCCACUGGUAUGGUCCAGACCCCUAGUUUUAAUGACGAUAACUCCGGAGAACUGAGCUACCCAACGUUGGUGCUAGAGCGGGUACCAGGAAGAAGUCGGUCCUCCCGGCUGUCUGGUGAGUGACGGCCCAGGCUGGUGACCAUUUCCCAGGCCCCGUCCCUGGGAGGGGGAGGGGGACCCUCCACUAACUGCUGGCAGGAAGAAUCCCGGCUGUUCCCCAAGACACUUCGGGAAGCACAGACCGGGUGCGCGGCAGCGGGCCACGAAUGCAGCCGGGUACUGGGACGUGCAAGCCGCGGGCCUCUCUGAAGCGGUCAAAGAUCCUGCACAUGGCACUGAUGGGGACUUCCGACCCCUCCGGAGAGGCAGAGGCCAGCCACAAGAAGCCCUUUGUGCUGCGGGCACUGCAGAUCGCUCUGGUAGUCUCCCUCUACUGGGUCACGUCCAUCUCCAUGGUGUUCCUUAACAAGUACCUACUGGAUAGCCCCUCCCUACGGCUGGACACCCCCAUCUUCGUCACCUUCUACCAGUGCCUGGUGACCACGCUGCUGUGCAAGGGCCUCAGCUCACUGGCCACCUGCUGCCCUGGUACCAUGGACUUCCCCACCCUGCGCCUGGACCUCAGGGUGGCCCGAAGCGUCCUGCCCUUGUCGGUGGUCUUCAUUGGCAUGAUCACCUUCAAUAACCUCUGCCUGAAGUAUGUGGGUGUGGCCUUCUACAACGUGGGUCGCUCACUCACCACCGUCUUCAAUGUGCUGCUCUCCUACGUGCUGCUCAAGCAAACCACCUCCUUCUAUGCCUUGCUCACCUGCAGCAUCAUCAUUGGUGGCUUCUGGCUUGGUGUGGACCAGGAGGGCGCAGAGGGUACCCUGUCUUGGACGGGCACCCUUUUUGGCGUGCUCGCCAGCCUCUGCGUCUCACUCAACGCCAUCUACACCAAGAAGGUGCUCCCGGCGGUGGAUGGCAGCCUCUGGCGUCUGACCUUCUACAACAACGUCAACGCUUGCGUCCUCUUUCUGCCCCUACUCCUGCUGCUGGGGGAGCUCCCAGCCCUCUACAACUUCCCCCAGCUGGGCAGCACCCACUUCUGGGGCGUGAUGACGCUGGGCGGCCUGUUUGGCUUCGCCAUCGGCUAUGUAACAGGACUGCAGAUCAAGUUCACCAGUCCGCUGACCCACAACGUGUCCGGCACAGCCAAAGCCUGUGCCCAGACGGUGCUGGCCGUCCUCUACUACGAGGAGACGAAGAGCUUCCUCUGGUGGAUGAGCAACAUGAUGGUGCUGGGAGGCUCCUCCGCCUAUACCUGGGUCAGGGGCUGGGAGAUGAAAAAGAUUCAGGAGGAGCCCUGCCCCAAGGAGGACGAGAAGAGUAAAGUGGAGGUGUGAGCUUCUCCAGAGACCCUGCAAUGGCCCAGCCCAGCCCAGGGAGAAGGCCCAUGAAUGAAGUGAAGGUGUCUCUCUGGACCCAGAGACAGUGGCCUUACAGACCUGAUGGGAAUCUGGUGGUUGAAAUGGAACCAGUGUUUCCAAGUGAUGUCAGAAAGUUGCCAAACCUGUCUC